AUGUCAAAUUUGGCUUUUACUGAUCUCGGAGAAGCAACUGAAAAUCUUAGCUUUACUACAAAAAAGAAGAAGAAGAAUUCUCCUUUAAAAUUGCUUUUUAAGUUUUACAAAAUUGCAUACUACCAGAAAAUACCUAGGGAAAAAUCAUUUUUAAAGCAGAAAAUAGAAGCUGUUUUUACCACUAUAAUUUGAUGACUUCAGAUUUCAAGUCUACUAUGGCUGCCUGACCUUCCUAUAGAAGGCUGAAAGAAAAGUAUGGGUAUAUGGCAUUUUAUCGGUUUUUUAAGGCUAGACAAUACAUGUUCUGCCUUAGGAGUCAUAAAUUUUUGUAUUUAUGCCUCAAUUUCGACUAUUUUAUUCAAUUUUGCUUUUAUUGCGAUUCUUAUAUUAUUUCAUAAAUCGAUAAAACUUCCAGAACUUUGGAUCAGUUUUUGCAAAAAAAGCUUAUAUUUGUUAACAAACUUUUUAUCUAUUCCAUCUAUAGCAUUACUUGUUUUUUGCUUGAAAUUAAAUUUUUCAAGCCAGAAAAAUGCCGCUGAUUAUUAUGAUAAUAGUUAUGUGAAAGACUUUGAAGUAAGUAACGAUGACUCCCCUCCUCAAUCUUCAUGUCUAUUGCAACAAAAAUGCAAUUUUUUAAUAUAAAAUUUUAUAUAAAAAAAAUAAUAAUUUUCAUGUCUCUUGCAACAAAUUAUAUAUACAUUAAAAUGGCUGCACGUGCCAACCUGCCCUCUUGGCGCAGCAAUCCAGACCUUAUGGCUACGGCGAACUGGGACGGACUCCGAGCCGAGAAUCAGACGCAGGCUCAAGAAGUGUGUAUAUCCGGGUAGGUUUUGGCUACUUUCCUGUGGUUGGAAAUGGAGGUGCUCAGCAACGUCCUUUGGAUCUGAGGACCCAUAGGUAUUCCUCUAACGAGAAACUGGGGGUUUCGGCCCAGGCCGCAGGGAACAGUCUUUUUCCUGUAGCUGUUGAAAGAAGGCACUUUGACACCCCAAUAGACUCCAAGAGCUGAUCCUUGGAAUCAAGCUACUCCAAUCGCCCGUAGCAGGGCCACAGAAAUCCGUAAGCCGCCCACUCAAGACUGAACUCCCAAGGCAAGGAGGAGACAGAAGGCACAGGAAGGGCACUCGUAAGAGGGAUAGAUCCUCUGGGCUGGAGUCGAAAAGCGGUAGACCUUCCGUACGGGAGGUCUUUAAUGACUGCGCCAUCAAUAUGGCUAGCGCCUGUCUAUAAUAAUCUUAAUCCUAAUCCUCUUCCAACAAAUUUUCGAUGCACAUCAUAAAUUUUUCCAUACUUUUUAUCUAGGUAAGUUUAAUAAAAUGGUGAGCGAUGGCAAUAGCCGUCCAAAUCUCGAUGAGAAUGCCAUUGACACACCUAAAGCAGCACUGUUUUAUGGUUUUUUUGAGAAACUCACCUAGAGAAAAAUGCAUUAAUUUUUUUUAUAAAAAAUGUUGUGUUGCAGUAGGCACGAAAAUUUUUUCGAAAAAUUUUUGAUGCAGUAGACAUGAAGAUUGAAGGGGGGUCAUCGUUAUAUUUAUCCAAGCAUUCAUAUUUUUGAGCUUGAUAUUAUGCUUCAUAAUCCUUUUAGCGGAUUCUAUCUUUACAAGUGAUAUCAGGCAUUCUAUAGCAAAUUUCGACCUAAAAGUAAAGGCACACUCACAAAUAGACAUUCACUGUGCAUUAUUUGAAAUUAUUUUUUCGAUUUUCCAUUCAAUAGUUUCAAAAGAUAAUAUAGAAUAUUUUCAAUUUUCUUUGAUGGUUACUUCUAUACUUUUAUUAAUAGAGGCGAUGAAAAGCUUAUCUUAUUUUAGCAUUUUCAUGAAUUGCCUAAUUGCUGUGAAAUAUUGUGCAGUCAUGUGCGUUGCUGGAAUAUUUUUUUUCGGAAAUAUUAUUGAUAGAGCUUUUUUGAUAACUUUGUUUACUUUAACUGUCAUGCCUAUUCUCUGCGUAUUUAUUGUUCAAUUUUUGUUACAUAGAGUUAAAAACAAUAAGCCAGAUAUUCCUUCAGAUUUGCAAAGAAUAGAAGGACUAUUUUAUGCAGAACAUUGCUUAAGACCAUUUUUAUGUUCAGAUAAUAUAGAAUUUAAAGAUAAAAUUUUUAGCUCUUUGGGAAAAUGCUAUAACAACACUAAGCUGCACAAAAACAAGCUGCUAGUAAUAUGAGAAGUAAACUAUUGCAUUUUUACAUUAAAUAAUGAAGCUUUAGCUAAAAUCAAGUUUAGCAAAAUUGCAGAUUCAAUAUUUAGCUUAGAAGGAAACUAUCAAGAAUAUAUAUGCAAAAAAACUCUAUCUGAAUUCCACUCAAAUGAAAGCGCUGAAUAUCUUGAUUAUUUUCAAAAAAUUCACGACUCCAAGCUUGAAGACGAAAUUAUCUGCACCAAGCUUCUAGACUUCUGAAAAGAGCUAGUUUCUAUCAAUCCUAAUAUAAAUAUACUGAACAAGCAUGCAAAGAUGAUUUCUGAGUCUAUUAAAAACUUAGACAAAGAGUACACACAUUUAAGCUCUCUCUUCCCAAAAUGCAAAGAGCCCCUUGUUUUUUAUUCUACUUUCGCCAGAGAUAUUUUAUAUGAUAACGAAAAAUCAGCGAUUUUAGAGUACAAAAUAAAAUCUAUUGAUAAAAUUACUACAAGCUCCUCAAAAGAUAGCAAAAGCUUUAAUUAUUUUGAUGACGAUAGUGGAAUAAUUUUAGCUUCAGCAGAAAUAGAAAAUUUUGGAAAAAUAAGUUUUGCGAAUGGGAGAGCUUGUGAAAUUUUGAAAUGCCCGAUUGAUGAUAUUAUAGAGAAUAAUAUUUCUUCUAUAAUACCUUAUCCAUAUAGUGAAUUAUUUAAUAAAGGUCUUUAUAACUUGCUGCAGCUUGUAGAUGAUGCUAAUUUGAAGCUGCCUGAUAGUUUUUUCUUUGCCUUGCCUGAUGAUCAUAUUAUAGAGUGUACUGGAAAAAUGUCAAUAGCUUGCUUUUCUAGCAAACUGUGGUUCGUACUUAUUUUUCGUGAAAAAAUCACCAAGAGGCAAUUCGCAAUGGUUCCUUCACACGAGGCCUACUCCAUAAAGACUUUUUUUUUGGCCUAUUUUUUUUUGGCCUAUUUUUUUUGGCCUAUUUUUUUUGGCCUAUUUUUUUUGGCCUAUUUCAUGACGACUAUUUUUUUUUGGCCUAUUUUUUUUUGGCCUAUUUUUUUUUGGCCUAUUUUUUUGGGCCUAUUUUUUUUGGCCAUUUUUUAGCUAUUUUUUAUUAAUAUUUGGGCCUAAUUUCAUACUAAUGAUUUUAAUAUAAUAUAAUUUUGAAUGUAUUUUAAACGAUUUUAUCAACAUAAAUACACCUUUAACAGAUCUCUUACUCCAUGAAUGGUAAUUCAUUGCUUUUUAAAAUUUCGAGAAUUUUAAAUUUAAUUAGGAUUUUUCCACUUAAUUUACUCAAUAUUAAUCGUGUAAGGAAAUACAUCCGUUACCCAAUAAUUAUUUAGUUCUAUCAGCAGCUUCAUGAAUUAUCCUCGACAGAAAAAAUAGACCAAAAAAAUAGGCCAAAAAAAAAUAGGCCCAAAAAAAAAUAGGCCAAAAAAAAAAUAGGCCAAAAAAAAAAUCGGCCAAAAAAAAAUAGGCCAAAAAAAAAUAGGCCAAAAAAAAAAUAGGCCAAAAAAAAAAUAGGCCCAAAAAAAAAUAAGCCAUAAAAAAAUAGGCCAAAAAAAAUUAGGCCAAAAAAAAUUAGGCCAAAAAAGAAUAGGCCAAAAAAAAAUAGGCCAAAAAAAAUAGGCCAAAAAAAUUAGGCCAAAAAAAUUAGGCCAAAAAAAAAUAGGCCAAAAAAAAAAGGCCAAAAAAAAUUUGGCCAAAAAAAAAAUAAUCGUUAUGGAGUAGACCUCGUGUGAAGACACGGUUCGCAAUUAUCUCAAGCAAUGGCGAUAUUUAUGCACACUCUAAGAAAUUCGCUAAAUUUGCAGCCCAAAAAUCGAAAAAUUUACAAUAUUACAAUAUUUCUCAGUUAUUUCCUAAUUUGCAUGAUACAAAUUUGCAGCCUUGAAAGCUUUAUCCAGUUCCAUCAAUUACGAUAGAAACAUAUUUAGCUUAUUGUGUCAUAGAGUUUUACAAUAUAAAAAUUCCAUAUAUAAUACUUGUUAACGAUCCCGAUGAAAUUUCAUCUUGAAAACAUGGACAUUUUGGAGAUUUCCAGUCUCCAGAGCCUGGUAUCAUAAAAAAAGUCCACAGUGCUUUACAUUUAAAGCGGCACUUAACUGUUAAUGGCAGCAAAAAUUUUCAAAGCGAAGAAACACUCAAUUUUUCACAAAAAUUGCAUUCCAAAGAAACCGCUUUUAGAACAGAUACUUCGCAUUUUGAUAGCAGUUUUGACGUAUUAUUAAGCGGAGGGAUAAUAGAAAAUGAAAAAUCCUCAUUAAGAUCUUCAGUAAAAUCUGAGUCUCUUUCACAAACAUAUACACUAAAUCAUAUUGUAAAAUUAUCCACCAGAGCAUUAAAAAUUUUUCAUAUAAUGCUUGUGCUUUCUGUAAUUUUUAUUUAGAUGGUAGCACGAUAGUAUAUAUUAAAAUGGUGAGGCAAUCCAACCCACCCUAAACUCCUGUAGUUAGCAUCCAACAGAGUGCGCGCAGGGUCCUAAAGGGGGAGAAUGGCAUUCGGGAAUAUGUAUUCCACUGGGAUUUGUCUAGGUUUAGCGAAGCGCAAUAUCGGUUUAGUAGAUCGCAUGCUUUCUCCAAUGCCAAAUUUUUGCCUCAGUGGGAGAUGGGUCAGGAAGUUGGAAAGGAGAUCCCAGCGAAUUCAGUGGUGUUCGUCCUGACCAAUUGGGACUAUUUGGAAGCUACACCCUGGGCUAAUUGAAGAAGUUUAUAUUAUUACCCUACCCUAAUUCUUCGAUUUCCUGAUAUUUCCAGUUCGAGUAGCUUCCAACUCGAGUAGCUUCCAACUCUAGUAGCUUCCUACUUCGCUUUCAUAGAUUGCUUCAUUUUUACAUUAAAGCAAAUAUAGUACCCUGGGCUAAGGAUUUCCAUCUUAACCAAGAAUCGACCUGAAAAUUAAACCCCCUUUGAAUUUUCAGUAGUGGGCAACUCUAUUGACUUACGGCACAGCGACGCACUCACCAACUACCGGAUAGCGAGUGCAGACCUAGCCAAGCAAGAGCAGCCUUCGCGAUGUCUUGAAAUGCGAACUGGAAAGUAGGUGGGGAAGCAUUAUGGGUGGAGGUAGUAUCUGUCAAUUGCAGCGGCUUUUCUAUAAGUUUAAUUAAUAUUAAUGGUAACAGCGAUAGGAUAUAUUAAAUGGCUUGUUGAAUCAACCCACCUUCUUAACUCCUGUAUAAAACCUCCCACAGAUCUAGAAAGUGAGUUGAUGCUCGCAAAAAGUGCAUCUGGCAAAGUUUCAUGACAAAUGAAGCAACAGUGCUGAGCUGAUCAGCACGAGCGCAAUCUGGUGACUUUUUCCUCGUGGGAAAAUGGAGUAAGAAAGGGCUGUUAUAAAAUAUUCUUUUGGUAAAUCGGGAACUAUCCACGACGCGAUACCAGACGUUGCAUCCUGGUAUUCCAGUUAAAUUUUCUGAGAUUCGGCGAGAUAACUCAACUCUUUUUAAUUGGAAGGCAAUCUGAGUUCCUGUAAGGCAAGGAGGCACAACUUCGUAAAAUAUGAACUUACAAGCAGAGAAGCAUUAGGGAAGGACCCAUGCUUCUCUAUUGGAUGGAGUUUUCGAUAUGUUUAGUUAAGAUUAAGGUCACAGCAAUAGUUACAAAUCUAAUAGUAGUCUUUUAUAUAUCAUCAAAAGUUAAAAGCGAAAGCAAUAUUGAUGUGCCUAUCACGCUAGGGAAACUACAAGAAGUAUUUCAUGCAUAUACAUUUAAUGAUCACAAUUUACAAUGGCAGUUAGGGGUAGGACUAUGGCCUACAGUUGAGUUCAGUGAGAGAAGUUUUACGCCUUCUUGAGUGUUUUCAUGUCAAGAGAAGUUAUCUACACUGAGGCUGGUGUAAAGAGGUCCUAAGAGACUUGGGGACAUGGACAGUUUGACGGUUAGGUCGGUCUUACCUGUAAAUCCAAGUUAAGACCGCAAGAAUCUGGACUUGAACAAGCUAUUUUUAACAUUAAACAUUUUAUGCUAGAGCUGUUUCAGUUAUUGAGUCUUUAAAUGGCCCACCUGAAAUAUUAGCUUUUUCUUACCCAUUUGUGAGAAAGUAAUAUUUUUGCUCUUUUUUCAGAGGAAUACUAGUUUUUUUGUUGCUUUAGAAUGCAAUCCAGAGAUUUCAAAAUAUCAAUUAACGCUAUUACAAUGCUUUUAUUAGUAAUUCAGAUAUUAAAAAUUAUUUCCAAAUUUUUUUCUUAUGGUUUUGAUAAGGGAGUUAUGAAAAUUAUUAUACCCAAGCUAAAAACUUGGAAGAAUUAUAUCAGAAUAUAGUUUCGACUUUAUUAAAUUGAAAAUCAUGCUCAAUGACUAUUUUUACUGAUGAAAAAGCAGUGAUAUGAAGCACAACUGGAGGAAUUCAUUUGGAAAAAACAAAUCUUAUCAAUAUAAUAGCAGAUUUUAUAAAAAAUGGCAAUGAUUUUAUAGCAAAACAAAUUAAAAAAGAAGAUAACUCUGAUGAAUUGAGAUUUUUCAGCUUAAACGGCUAUUGGCAAGCAUUUCGAUAUUGCAAUGAUACUUUAUUUGAACUAAAUGACUGUGUAAUCGAAGAAAUAAACACCCUGGAGUUGCAAAUGAAUAUUCUUUUAUCUGUAGGAUUUGGGAUCCUUCUCCUUUGUUUUAUUAUCAUUAUACCGUUUUGUUUGUCAGCUAUCAAAAUGGAAAAUAAUUUUUGGAAUUUAAUAAAAAAGAAUGCUUAUAUAAAUUAUGGAAAACUGAAGCAGGCAUGCUUAGAUAGGCUUAUAAAUAUACAUGAAAGAGAUUAUAAUGUGUCUGAUGAAGGAAAAAAGAGUAAAGAAGCAAACUUGAAAAACUACUGAAAAUAUGUGUGAAGGAUUUCAGUCUAUUUGCUGAUAGCACUGCUAUUUGUUUUGUUUAACAGUUUGUAUCUAUAUAAGCAUUGCGCACUGUUACUAUACUGUUUCAGAUUAUAUGAGUCUAUAGAAAAAUAUUUUUUUCAAAUUGCAAAUAAUUAUAGGUUAUUCAUUUUGAUUCAAAUCCACUCUAUGAAGAAUAUAUUUGAGACCAAAUUUAUUAGUAAAUUUAAUAAAUACGCAAGUUUUAUAUAAAAACUUAAUGGUUUGAUCUAGUGAACUGACAGUUGUCGGCGUUCCACAGUCCCUUACUACUUUAUUGGCAAAUUCUAACCCUUUUAUGACUACUGAGGCGAAGUUUCAUGAGGUAUGAAAAUAUCUCAGUUACUCAGAAAAAAAACUGAGGGAUAAAAAAUAUUCUUGCUUUUAAUAAGUAAAUAUUCCAUAAUUAGCUUAUUUUUUGUCUUUUUUUAAGAAAAAAAUCUUGAGAUUAUAAUUAAAAGUUCUUAUUUAUUCUAAAUUUUAUAUUCAAUUUUGCUCAAUGAUGAGUUUAUGAAAAUAUUCUAUGAAAAAACUGAAAAUAUAAGCAAUUUCUUAGAGUAUGGGACUUAUUCCGCAGGAAAACUACUCGCAAUUGAAGGCUCUUAUAUGGACUACUCGCAUCGAUAUGAUUUUCUGGUUGUAUGGGAAUAUCUUAUGAUAGAAUUAAAUAAUAUUGAUAAUCAGCUUGAUUUACUAAUUGAUUUAGUAGAUACUGAAUCAAAAAAUGAGAUUAAUUUUCAGUUGGAUUUAAUUAUUGCAUCACUAGUGUUAUUUGUGGCAAGCUCAUUGGCAAUAUAUUUAGGAUGCUAUUUACCAUUUUUUAGUCGAGAAAAAAAGAAUCUUGAAAGAAUGCAAUCAAUUACAAAGUUAAUUCCUAAUAAAUAUAUUCGGUAA
This is a messenger RNA of Blepharisma stoltei, 7849 nucleotides long. NCBI's taxonomy places the organism in Eukaryota, Ciliophora, Heterotrichea, Heterotrichida, Blepharismidae. The record is from the annotation of a GenBank genome assembly.